AUGGCCACUUUAACCACUCUCCUAGUGCUGAUCUCAUGCUUUCUAGUACCCACCUUGGCUUUAACACCGAAUAGAGAUUCAACAAAGGAGUUCAAAUCCCUCUAUCCAAUCCCAAGCUACAUCACCAAGAGCCCCAAUAAUGUUAUCAUAAACACAAUAGACUCAUGUUGGCGAGCAAAAACAAAUUGGGCUUCUAACCGCCAAUCCUUGGCUGAUUGUGCAAUUGGCUUUGGCAAAGAUGCCCUAGGAGGAAAGUUUGGAGAUAUAUACCAAGUCACUGACCCCUCUGAUGACCCUAUAAACCCAAAACCUGGCACACUCCGCUAUGGUGCAAUCCAAACACAACCCCUUUGGAUAACUUUCUCCAACGACAUGGUUAUAACGCUGAAGAACGAGCUCAUGGUGAAUAGCUACAAGACCUUUGAUGGAAGAGGUGCCAACGUGGAGAUUGCAAAUGGUCCUUGCAUUACCAUACAAGGUGUUAGCCAUGUCAUCAUACAUGGAAUUAGCAUUCAUGAUUGUAAACCGGGUAAGGGUGGAAUGGUGAGAAGCACUCCUGAGCAUGUUGGGUAUCGUGAAGGGUGUGAUGGAGAUGGCAUUAGCAUAUUUGCAUCCUCUAAUGUGUGGAUUGACCAUUGCUUUUUGGCUCGUUGCACCGAUGGUCUCAUUGAUGUUAUUCAUGCCUCAACUGCUGUCACCAUCUCUAACAACUACUUCACCCAGCAUGACAAAGUGAUGCUUCUAGGACACAGCGAUGAAUACAGCGCAGAUAGAAUAAUGAGAGUAACAGUAGCUUUCAACCGCUUUGCCAGUGGCUUAAUAGAAAGAAUGCCAAGAGUAAGGUUUGGUUAUGCCCAUGUGGUGAACAACCGCUAUGAGGAGUGGCUCAUGUAUGCCAUUGGUGGCAGCGCCAACCCUACCAUUCUUAGUGAAGGCAACUAUUUUAUGGCUUCAGAUGAUCCUGUUGCAAAACAGGUCACGAAGAGGGAAAGUAGUGAACAGUGGAAUAAUUGGAAAUGGAGGAGUUUUGGGGAUGAAUUCUUAAAUGGUGCUUAUUUUGUGCCAUCAGGGUAUGGAAGUUGCACUCCAUUAUAUUCACCUGCUCAAACUUUUGUCGCGGCCCAGGCAUCCAUGGUGCCCUUGUUAACUCUCAAUGCAGGGCCACUCAAUUGUGUUGUUGACAAAGCUUGUUAACGUUUUUCAUUUUAUUUAUUUAUUUUAAGAUGUUUCAUGAAGGCAUGCAUUAUGCGUGGAAAUUAAGAAGAAUUAAUUGUAUUCAAUCCAUUUUCACAAACAUAUGUAUGAGUGAUGAUAUAUAACGUCAGGAC
Molecule: messenger RNA, 1328 nt
Organism: Cajanus cajan (pigeon pea)
Lineage: Eukaryota; Viridiplantae; Streptophyta; Magnoliopsida; Fabales; Fabaceae
Product: putative pectate lyase 2
Molecular function (GO): pectate lyase activity
Source: RefSeq, a predicted model, not a curated record